CUUGUCAGUGAUCAGUCGUGGUGUUCAGUGGUUUUUUUUUUGGAGACAUUUUAAAGAGAUUUUUCAAUAUUGACUUAUUUGGAAUAAAGAAUCUUUUUGUGCACAAAAAUUGCUGACACAUUGUCAAUAGUUUAAAUUUAAACUUGAAUAAUUGAUUUUAUUUUCUGAAUAGCUUUUAAUUGAGUUAUUAUUUGUGUGUUGUGAAAGAAUACAGUUGUAUAGGAAGUGAUCUGGCCAUCUUGAAAAAGAUAUGUCGAGUGUGAACAGACGUCAACAGAAUAGUGUUUAUCUCGCGACACAUGCAUUGUAUAUUUCUUAAUAACGUUUCAAUUUAGUUUCGGUGCUAUAGGAAAUUGUGAUAUUUUCGCGUGUGAAUAAAAUAAAUAUUUUUUCGUGAUGUAUCGUGGUGACGGUCUUGUUCAACGACGUAGAGUAGUGAACAGUAGCUGUCCCGAUCAGGAUGGUUCCAAUGAAGCAGGAGGACAUCCUGAUAAGGUGUCAGGUCAUAAUAUGGAUGCAGACAGCUCCUCACAAAAUGACCUUAAUUCAAAUCCCACAAUUGAUGAGGAUUCUGACAAGGAAACUAGAUUGACACUUAUGGAAGAAGUUCUGCUAUUAGGGCUCAAAGAUAAGGAGGGAUACACGUCAUUCUGGAAUGAUUGUAUAAGCUCCGGUCUUCGUGGUUGCAUCUUAGCAGAACUUGGUCUUCGAGGUCGAGUUGAAUUAGAAAAAGCUGGAAUGCGAAAGAGAGGAUUACUAUCUCGGAAACUUGUCUUAAAAAAUAGUGAUCCAACUGGUGACGUUUUGCUAGAUGAAGCUUUGAAACACGUAAAAGAAACUGAUCCACCUGAAACUGUGCAGAGUUGGAUCGAGUAUCUUAGUGGCGAAACAUGGAACCCUCUGAAGUUGAAAUAUCAAUUAAAGAAUGUGAGGGAAAGGUUAGCAAAAAAUUUAGUAGAAAAAGGAGUUCUCACUACUGAAAAACAAAACUUUCUCCUUUUCGAUAUGACAACUCAUCCACUUACAGAUAAUCUCGCUAAAACGAGACUUGUUAAAAAGAUUCAAGAAGCAGUUUUAAGCCGCUGGGUGAAUGAUGCGUCUCGAAUGGAUCGACGAAUAUUACCAUUAAUUAUUUUAGCUCAUGCAGCAGAUGUACUUGAAAAUGCUUUUGCUCCAUUAUCGGAUGAUGAUUAUGAAGUGGCAAUGAAACGAGUACGAAGUUUGCUUGAUUUAGAUUUUGAAGCAGAAGCUGUAAAGAAUAAUGCAAAACCUGUUCUUUGGGCUGUGUUUGCUGCCUUUACCAAGUAACACUUUCUAGGAAUAUAAAAAAAAAAAAAAGAUUCAUCCAUUCUAUACUUAGGCUGAAAAAUGAAAAAGAAAAAAAAAACUUUUGGAUCGUCUGUCGAUGAUAUUGUUUACUACGAUUAAAGAAAAAAAAAAUAACGAUCGAAGUAAUCUGUAUUCCUGUAAAGAAAUUUUUAGAUUAGACGUCUUUUAAUUUUCUAAUUUAAGACAUUGUACUGAAUAGUCCCUCCCCGCCCGAUAUAUGAAUGAAUCAAUAAAUGGAUUGAAUUGCCUUCAAGGCACUGUUGCCAGCAAUCAAAAAAAAAAAAAAAAAUAGUAAAUGCAGAUGCAUAAAAGAGAAAAGAAAUCUGUAUAAAUAAAAAUUUACAGAUGGCACUGAAUGUCAUAGAGGUGAAAAAUAAUGAAAGUCAAAUUUAAACUUUUGAAAAAAUGCUUUAUCUCACACAAAAUCAAAAAACUGGCAAUCUUGCUUUUGAAAAAUUAUUCAAGUGUGACUGUGCCAUGAUAAAUUUCAAUUUCGAUCAGUUUUUAAGUUUUGCUGGAUUUUUAUUUUGUUCUUAUUUCUUUAUCGAUAGACGAAUGUUAAUAUGUUGGCUUUGUUAAAUGGCAAUUAUUAAAACGAGACAUCGAAUUAGAGAGAAGAAAAUAAUUUUUGUAUUCAACGAGGAAAAAGAAUGGACUUUUAAUAAUUUUAAAUUCAAUAUAAAAUAAUAAGUCAUUUUAAAAAUAUUUCGAAAAGAUCAUUUUUUGAAGCUCAAUGUUUUGUUUUAUAGCCUGAUAAAUGUAUUUCAAAAAUAAUUGAAGAAUUGAAAUUUCUCUUUUUUUUUUAUUAAAUAUAUAGUCCGUUUCUUCUCGCUUGAAUUAAAUGUAUAUACUUUAUUUAUAUGCCAUUAAUAUUUGUGUAUUAAACAAAUUUUUAAACAACUCAACUUUGGACAAUUGUAAAAUAUUAUUGAUGCUUAGAUUUAGCUUAUUAAAUAGACAUUGUUUAAUUCAAUGAAUUAUUAUUUUUUUUUUUUUGUUGUUCGUCAAUGAAAACCAUGUCAUUAUAAUAAAUAACAAUAUUCAAUUAAUUAAUCAGUCUUUUUUUUUCUCUUUAUUAUGAAUUGCAUUUACUUUGAUUUCAUUUGAAAAUUAUUUUUGAUGAUAAUAGUGCCAAAAUUUUUUUGAUUUUGUAUAGUAUAAAGAAUUUCAGAAAAUUUUAAUUCAUAACUGAUAAAUUAACUCAAUAAACAUUUGACAGUAUUUAUAGACAAUUUACCUAAUAAAUAGAUAUAAGUAUAUUGAAAUUUUGAAUUCUUACUGACUAGGCAUUUAUUUUAUAUUUAUUAAUAAGUGAUAAUUAAUUAAUUAAUAAAUGCUAAAGUCAGAUGAUUCGAUUUUUAUCGUAUUUUUCACAUAUCUUUAUUGAUAAAUUUUAUUGAAAGUCGAAUUGAAAUUUAGUGCAGGGCAUUAAAUUGUAAAUCUAAUUUACAAUAAGAAAUUAAAAAUUAACAUGGCCUUUGGCGAGUGACGAAAUAAAAAAAAAAUUUGUGUAAAAAGUGAGAAUUAGACUGGUCUGGUAACAUUUAUUUUAAAUCAUCGUUACUAUGAAUGUUAUUGUGUUUAAUAUAAAAAUAUAAUAAAUACUUUAAAUUCAUUAAAUAAUUAGAUAAAAUCUUUAAGAUCAAACGAAUAUCGUUUUAUAAUAUAUUAAGAUUAAGAAAUCUUAAUUCUGCAUUUAAGAUAACUUUGCCUAAGUAAAACUACAACUUUUUAUUCUUUAUUUAUUUUUUUUCUUAAAAGAACUGAUAAUACGAAAUCAAAAAAUUCAUUCAUUUUUUAAGUUGUAUUUUUUUCAAAGUCUUAUUCUCAUUUUCAUCUACACAAUAUUGAGAUAUUUUUUAAAAAAAUAGUAUUUUUUUUAGAUUUUCUGUUCAGUGUGAGCGUGUGAAAGAAAAAUGAAUUUUAUAUAAUAUAAUGUAUAGUUGUAGUUUAAAAUUUUUCUGUACAGUAUAAGAUAAAAAAAAAAAAGAAACAA
Leptopilina boulardi is the source of this 3325-nucleotide messenger RNA. RefSeq names its product Golgi phosphoprotein 3 homolog sauron (gene sau). NCBI's taxonomy places the organism in Eukaryota, Metazoa, Arthropoda, Insecta, Hymenoptera, Figitidae. Gene Ontology annotation, molecular function: phosphatidylinositol-4-phosphate binding. Gene Ontology annotation, biological process: Golgi vesicle budding; retrograde vesicle-mediated transport, Golgi to endoplasmic reticulum; Golgi to plasma membrane protein transport. The coding region runs from base 397 to 1308 and encodes 303 amino acids. Gene Ontology annotation, cellular component: trans-Golgi network; cytosol; Golgi cisterna. The record is from RefSeq and is a predicted model, not a curated record. The transcript has 4 exons.